GCGUUGCCGCCAUCUUUGUUGAUGUGUCAGCUCCGCGGGGCUUUUGGGAAGCCGCGACCGAGCGAGCGCGGUGUUCGCCCUGUUCCCCACCGCUGCGCCCCACACCUCCUGAUCUUCUGGACCCCGCUAUGGCGAAGUUGUCCCCUGAGGCGGAGCUUCAGCGGCCUCGUUAGGGCUGCGGCCUGAGGCUCGGAGAAGUGGGAUGUAAAACGAAGAUCAGUAAGAGAUUUGAAGAAAUGCAGAGUGAAUUGGUGCCAGUCAGCAUGUCAGAGACAGAGCACGUAGCCUCCAUUUCCUGUGAUAAAAAUAUUGGGAAAACAUCUGAAGUAAAGGAAGACUCAUGCAACUUGUUUUCUGGUGAUGAAAGCAACAGCCUAGAAAAUGAGUCCAAACUGUUGUCAUUAAACUUUGAUAAAACUUUAUGUCAGCCCAAUGAAUACGAUAAUCAAAUUGAAGCACAGGAAAAUUAUAUUCCAGAUCAUGUUGGAGAUGAGGAUUCUUGUGCUCAAACAGACACAUACACUGAAAAUUCUGAACAAAUAGCUAAUUUUCCUGGCGGAGAUUUUACAAAGCAGGUUUCAAAAACAAAUGAAACAGAACAGACAGUAAUACAAAUAUUGGAGGAAUUAAAGUCAUCUACAUUUACAGAAGCAGCUAAUCAAAAGACUUAUUCAGAAAGUCCCUAUGAUACAGACUGCACCAAGAAACUUAUUUCAAAAAUAAAGAAUGUUUCAACAUCAGAGGAUUUGUUGGAAGAGAUAGAAUCUGAGCUCUUAUCUACAGAGUUUGCAGAAGAACACCGAGUACCAAAUGGAAUGAAUAAGGGAGAACAUGCAUUAGUUAUCUUUGAAAAGUGUGUGCAAGAUAAGUAUUUGCAGCAGGAACACACCAUAAAGAAGUUAAUUAAAGAAAAUAAGAAGCAUCAGGAGCUCAUCUUAGGCAUUUGUUCAGAAAAAGACAAUUUAAGAGAAGAACUAAAAAAAAGAACAGAAACAGAGAAGCAGCAUAUGAACACAAUUAAACAGUUAGAAUCAAGAAUAGAGGAACUUAAUAAAGAAGUUAAAGCUUCCAAAGAUAAACUAGUAGCUCAAGACAUUGCAGCUAAAAAUGCAAUUCAGCAAUUACACAAAGAGAUGGCCCAGCGGAUGGAACAGGCCAACAAGAAAUGUGAAGAGGCACGCCAGGAAAAAGAAGCAAUGGUAAUGAAGUAUGUAAGAGGUGAGAAGGAAUCUUUAGACCUUCGAAAGGAAAAAGAGACGCUUGAGAGAAAACUUAGAGAUGCAAAUAAAGAAUCUGAGAAAAACACUAACAAAAUUAAGCAGCUUUCUCAGGAGAAAGGACGGUUGCACCAGCUGUACGAAACAAAGGAAGGUGAAACUACUAGACUCGUCAGAGAGAUAGAAAAAUUAAAGGAAGAUAUCAGCUCUCACAUCAUUAAAGUAAAAUGGGCACAAAACAAAUUGAAAGCAGAAGUGGAUUCACACAAGGAAACCAAAGAUAAGCUCAAAGAAACAACAACAAAGUUAACCCAAGCAAAGGAAGAAGCAGAUCAGAUACGAAAAAAUUGUCAGGAUAUGAUAAAAACAUACCAGGAGUCAGAAGAAAUUAAAUCAAAUGAGCUUGAUGCCAAGCUUCGAGUUACAAAAGGAGAACUUGAAAAACAAAUGCAAGAAAAAUCGGACCAGCUAGAGAUGCAUCAUGCCAAAAUAAAGGAACUAGAAGAUCUGAAGAGGACAUUUAAGGAGGGCAUGGAUGAGCUCCGGACACUGAGAACAAAGGUGAAAUGUCUAGAAGAUGAACGAUUAAGAACAGAAGAUGAAUUAUCGAAAUAUAAGGAAAUUAUUAAUCGCCAAAAAGCUGAAAUUCAGAAUUUAUUGGACAAAGUGAAAAUUGUGGAUCAGAUACAGGAGCAGCAUCAGAGAGGUAAACAAGAAAUUGAAAAUUUGAAGGAAGAAGUGGAAAGUCUUAAUUCUUUGAUUAAUGACCUACAAAAAGACAUCGAAGGCAGUAGGAAAAGAGAAUCUGAGCUACUACUCUUUACAGAAAAGCUCACUAGUAAGAAUGCACAACUUCAAUCUGAAUCCAAUUCUUUGCAGUCACAGUUUGAUAAACUUUCCUGUAGUGAAAGUCAGUUACAAAGCCAAUGUGAACAAAUGAAACAGACAAAUGUUAAUUUGGAAAGUAGAUUGUUGAAAGAGGAAGAACUGCGAAAAGAGGAAGUCCAGGCCCUGCAAGCUGAACUCACUUGUAGACAGACAGAAGUUGAAGCACUGAGUACCCAGGUUGAAGAAUUAAAAGAUGAACUAGUAACUCAGAGACGUAAACACGCCUCUAGUGUCAAGGAUCUUACCAAACAACUUCAGCAAGCACGAAGAAAAUUAGAUCAGGUUGAGAACGGAGGCUAUGAUAAAGAAGUCAGCAGCAUGGGAAGUCGUUCUAGUUCAUCAGGGUCCCUUAAUGCUCGAAGCAGUGCAGAAGAUCGAUCUCCAGAAAAUACUGGGUCGUCAGCUGUGGAUAACUUUCCAGAAGUAGACAAGGCCAUGUUGAUUGAGAGGAUAGUAAGGCUGCAAAAAGCACAUGCUCGGAAAAAUGAAAAGAUAGAAUUUAUGGAGGAUCACAUCAAACAGUUGGUGGAAGAAAUUAGGAAAAAAACAAAAAUAAUUCAGAGUUACAUUUUACGGGAAGAAUCAGGUACACUUUCUUCGGAGGCAUCUGAUUUUAACAAAGUCCAUUUAAGUAGACGGGGUGGCAUUAUGGCAUCUCUGUAUACAUCCCAUCUGGCUGAUAGUGGAUUGACGUUGGAACUCUCCUUGGAGAUCAACCGGAAAUUACAGGCUGUUUUGGAGGAUACGUUACUAAAAAAUAUUACUUUGAAGGAAAAUCUACAAACACUUGGAACAGAAAUAGAACGUCUUAUUAAACACCAGCAUGAACUAGAGCAGAGGACAAAGAAAACCUAACACAAAGCUCUUGCUCCGUGAACAGGUGACGAAAGCCACACAAGGAACAGGUGCCACUGCCCAGUGUCGUGGGAAACUUUUCCCUGUUUUGUGUGUCAACCAGUAAAAAAUUUGUUUUGCUCUAUCUGUAUAAAAAAGUAUCCUUUUACAAUACGAACGCGUUGCUGUUACUGUGAGAGUAAGCUUUGAUGAAAUUUGUUUUUGUAUGGUGACAGCCUGCCAUUGGAUCAGAACAACUUAAUUUACUAACAGUCAUAUGAAGUGCUGAACAUUGCUACAAGGGCUUUUGAAAACCCCUUCUCCAUAUUUCUUCCCUGUAAAAUACAUGUCAAAAAUGAUUCAGCUUUUUAAAAUUAUGCAUGAAAGGACAGGUAUUCAGUAAUAUGCUUUUUUUCCAACAUGAAGAAAACUAAAGAAGUGAUAAAAAUUUUCAUUGUGACAUUCCAGGAUAACAUUUGGUUGUGUUUUAGGGAUGCCAUUGAGUCUUUAAAUCUUUUAAUUUUAAUGGAAGCUGAUAGGAAAGCUAGCUCUUGGUAACUGGCAAUGAUCAGGCAUUAUAUGCCUCUGUCAGAUUUCCUUACCUGUGCUAGGUACAUUUUUUCAGAUUUGAAUUGUUUGAGUUAAUAGUUGAGUUUUUCUAAUCUUCAGUUACUUAAAAUAUGAUUUUAAAUAACAUGCCCAUUUAGAAAAUUCCUGUGGACUUCAGUUGUAUUUUAAAAUGUGAAAUGGAUUAGUCAUUAGAACAGAGAGAUGAAUAAUGAAUUCUUUGAAACUGAAAUACUUUAGUUUUUACUGACAUCAAGUAUAAAGAUAAAUGUUGAAGAUAUUUAUAAAGAACCAGUUUCCAAGAGAAUGCCGCAUAUGGCACUGCUAACCAUUUCAUUUGAGCACCGUUCUUUACUGUUGAUAUAUAUUAUAGUGGAGUGAUCUCAUAGUCCCCAAAUGUGGUGUGUUGCAGUAUAUGUAUUUAAAACACAAAAUAAUUACAUUUUUGUAACCAAAGAAAUUUUAGAGCCAAACUUAUGUAUCCUGUUGGAUUUAUACAAUAUUUAUUUAAGAUGUGCACUUAAAUGUUGCCAGUCAUAGUAUUAGUAUUUCUGUCAUUGA
Ceratotherium simum simum (southern white rhinoceros) is the source of this 4067-nucleotide messenger RNA. It is a transcript of the gene CCDC186, whose product is annotated as coiled-coil domain containing 186. The record is from RefSeq and is a predicted model, not a curated record. Gene Ontology annotation, cellular component: trans-Golgi network. Gene Ontology annotation, biological process: vesicle cytoskeletal trafficking. Lineage: Eukaryota; Metazoa; Chordata; Mammalia; Perissodactyla; Rhinocerotidae. Gene Ontology annotation, molecular function: small GTPase binding.